Quercus robur (English oak) is the source of this 486-nucleotide messenger RNA. RefSeq lists its product as uncharacterized. The transcript has a single exon. Bases 1 to 486 code for a protein of 161 amino acids. Lineage: Eukaryota; Viridiplantae; Streptophyta; Magnoliopsida; Fagales; Fagaceae. The record is from RefSeq and is a predicted model, not a curated record.
AUGGCUGAGGAAGUGAUUCAAGGGCUCAAGAACAUGAAACUAACAACUGAAGAAGAAGAAAUUAUAGAAGUACCAGAUGAAGGAAGGAAGGAGGAGAUUGAAAGUUGUUCGCAAAGUUUAAUUGGGAAGUUCCUUACGUGCAAAUCCUAUAAUAAGAGGGCGGCUCACACUACACUGAAGAAGGCAUGGGGAUUACAAGAUGAAGUUCAAAUCGUGGAGGUUGGGUCCAAUUUAUUUCAGUUUAAAUUCUCCAUUGAGUUUGACAUGGAAAGGGUUUUUAAAGGAGGCCCUUGGACGUUUGAUAAUCAAGCUCUUAUGCUACGGCGAUGGCAGAGGGGUAUGACAGCUACAAAUGUGAAGUUUGAGACAAUAUCCUUAUGGGUUCAAAUUUGGGGCGCUCCUUUCGACAUGGUCUCUCCGAAAGUGGCGGUAGAAGUAGGGAGGAGGCUGGGGGUGGUUAAGGAAGUUGAAACAAGGCAGAAAUAG